Molecule: messenger RNA, 2083 nt
Organism: Syngnathus acus (greater pipefish)
Lineage: Eukaryota; Metazoa; Chordata; Actinopteri; Syngnathiformes; Syngnathidae
Gene: cdc45
Product: CDC45 cell division cycle 45 homolog (S. cerevisiae)
Exons: 18
Coding region: 101-1810 (569 amino acids)
Biological process (GO): mitotic DNA replication preinitiation complex assembly; double-strand break repair via break-induced replication; DNA replication initiation
Cellular component (GO): DNA replication preinitiation complex
Molecular function (GO): DNA replication origin binding; chromatin binding; single-stranded DNA binding
Source: RefSeq, a predicted model, not a curated record
UGCAGCUGUCGACUGUUGUCACAAAAGCCCGCACAUCUUAGCGUCUGUUGUUUUUGUACCAUACGCUCAACCGUCGAUUAUUGUGUCGAGGACUUCCAAGAUGUUUGUCACGGACAUCCGGAAAGAAUUUUAUGAAGCUGUUGUCAAUCAGAGAGUUGCGCUCCUGGUGGCGUCAGAUGUCGAUGCUCUUUGCGCCUGUAAGAUCCUUCAGGAUUUGUUUCACUGCGAUCAGGUUCAGUACACCCUUUUACCAAUGGCGGGAUGGCAGGACCUUGGCACUGCCUUUCUCGAACACAAAGACCAAUUUCAAUACUUUGUCCUCAUCAACUGCGGUGCCAACGUGGACCUCCUUGAGUUGCUGCAGCCGGACGACGACUCCAUCUUCUUCAUUUGCGAUACUCAUCGGCCUGUCGAUGUGGUUAAUGUCUACAAUGACACUCAGAUCAAACUGCUGAUUAAUCAAGACGAUGAUCUGGGCGUGCCGUCGUACGAUGAAAUAUUUCGAGACGACGACGAGGCGGAAGGGGGAGACUCUGGAAAUGAAAGCGCCGAAGGCUCCGAGCCGUCUGGGAAGCGGAGGAGAUUUGAUGAAGGGGAAAUUGAGAGAAGAAUUGAAAGGCGACGUGAGAAGAGGGAGUGGCAAGCGCGAAGGAGGGAAAUCUUGUUUGACUACGAGCAGUAUGAAUACCACGGAACAUCGGCUGCCAUGAUGUUUUUUGAGCUUGCCUGGGUGUUGACUAAAGACACUAAAGACAUGCUCUGGUGGGCCGUCAUCGGGCUGACCGAUCAGUGGGUUCACGAUAAAAUCACACAUAUGAAGUACGUGACGGACAUCGCCGCCAUGCAGCGCCACGUCUCCCGACAUAACCAUCGAAACGAGGACGAGGAAAACUCCCUGUCCAUCGACUGCAUGAGGAUCUCCUUUGAGUACGACCUGCGUCUGAGCCUCUACCAGCACUGGUCUCUGUACGAGAGCAUCCGUAAUUCGUGUUACACCUCGUGCCACUUCAAGCUGUGGACAUUACACGGACAGAAGAAGCUGCAGGAGUUUCUGGCUGACAUGGGGCUGCCUCUGAAGCAAGUGCGGCAAAAGUUCACCUCCAUGGACAUGUCCAUCAAAGAGAACCUGCGGGAAGUCAUCGAGGAGUCUUCCAAUAAAUACGGAAUGAAAGACAUGCGCAUCCAGACAUUCGGUGUCCACUUUGGCUUCAAGAAUCGUUUCCUGGCCGCUGACAUGGUGCACGCUACCGCCGCUCUACUGGAAAGCACGGAGAAGGAGCAGAACGCGUCAGGCCGCUUCAUCGAGGCGCUCGAUUCGCUUUCCAGGAGCAACCUGGAGCAUCUGCACUCGGGCAUGGAGAUGGCUAAAAAGAAGCUGAUUGCAAUCCAACAGACUGUGGCCAGCUGCAUCUGCACCAACCUCAUCUUGUCCCAAGGGCCUUUCCUUUACUGCUACCUCAUGGAGGGCACGCCCGACGUCAAGCUUUUUUCAAAGCCCAUGGCCUUGACUCUGCUGUCCAAGUACCUCCUAAAAGCAUUCAUCCAAUCAACAAGGAAUAAGCGGUGCAGGUUGCUUCCCCUCAUCACGGCUGCUCCCAAAGAUGUCGAGAAAGGCACCGUCCUCGUCUUGGGAAUCCCACCCGAGUCUGAAACAUCUGACAAAAAGAAUUUCUUCGGCAGAGCGUUUGAGAAAGCUGCAGAAAGCACCAGCUCCAGAACUCUGCACGACCACUUUGACACAUCCAUUAUUGAACUGAAGACAGAAGACCGCAGCAAAUUCCUGGAUGCACUCAUAACGCUUCUGUCCUGAGGCAUCUCAACUCAACAAUGAAUGUGCGUGCGUGUGACUGAGCAACAGCAUAUGAAUGGUGGUUACAUCUUCGAGCAGAAGCAGUGUGACCAUUCUGAUUCUUUUUUUAAUUUUUGAUCUUUUUAAUCCGGUUCCGUGGAUAUUGUACAGUGGGUUAUAAAUGUAUCGAUGUUGUGGAUUCUGCUGUUUUACUCAUGCCUGUGUGUCAGACUUUCAUCAAUUGUAACGAUUUAUGCAUGUUAAUAAAUCACGAGGUCUUAAGUAACAAAGUAA